Suillus clintonianus is the source of this 1485-nucleotide messenger RNA. RefSeq lists its product as uncharacterized. The transcript has 3 exons. Bases 1 to 1281 code for a protein of 426 amino acids. Lineage: Eukaryota; Fungi; Basidiomycota; Agaricomycetes; Boletales; Suillaceae. The record is from RefSeq and is a predicted model, not a curated record.
AUGGAUGAGCUUACAAGCUCGUGUCUAAACUAUUUCGACGAAUAUGUGAUGAAUGAAAUCCCAAUCCGCCUUAUCCGCCUGUCAGACAUGAAGUUUGUCGGCCGUAUUGAUGUGAAGAAGCUUUUCCGGAGCUCUGUGUAUUCAAGUCUGGAAUAUAGUCCCUCCAACCAUAUCCGGUACGCUAUGCUGUCUCACCGAUGGCUGGAUGAGGGAGAACCCACAUAUGAAGAGAUGAAGACAGGUACAGCGGCGGGCCCAGGGUACGAGAAGCUGCAGGCAUUCUGUCAAGAGGCAGAGGAGUACGGCGUGGAAUUUGCGUGGUCAGAUACCUGUUGCAUUGACAAUAGCAGCAGUACCGAGCUCGACGAGUCAAUUCGGUCCAUGUUUCGGUGGUACAAAACUCGGCUAUUUGACGAAUGGACUGAAAGGGGAUGGACACUGCAAGAACUCCUUGCGCCUCGUAAUAUCAAGUUCUUCAACGCGCGUUGGAUGCCCAUGACGGAUGAUGCAAAUGACAAGGAACCCGACGAGUCACCCUACUUACUAAGGGCUCUGGAGGAAGCCACUGGCAUCCCUCAUGAUGUCCUCACGUCGGACCUUAUACCAAGUCUUGUGAGGGUAGAUGAACGGAUGGCGUGGGCAGCCGGACGCCAAACAACAAGGGUUGAAGACGCGGCCUAUUCCCUAAUGGGCAUUUUUAACGUGAGCCUGCGGAUUGCAUAUGGUGAAGGAAGAAUGCGCGCAUUCUGCAGGCUCAUUGAAGCCAUCACGCGCGUUGGUGACCCCUCUGUCCUCAACUGGACCCCCUCCGUCUCCGACAAUCUAGACCACAUGUCCAUGGAGCACUACAGUGGCUCUCGUGCUAUUCCUGCAUGUCCAGCGAAUUUCAAGGACUGUCGAAGUCGACAGUUCGAUUUCGAUCGGCCUCUGGAAAUGACCAUGACCAGCCUCGGCUUGCGAAUGCCUGUAGUAAUCCUCCCUCUCAUCCUCCAUUCGAUUUCAAAAGUGACUUUCCAAACCCAACUCACGCUUAGGUGUCCGUUCUGUCCAACCAUUGAAUUUACAAUUAUCGAUUCCUCUAACCCCAGAGGGUGUCAAUAUGCAUUCGGGAUAGUCAACUAUUCAAUUAUUGGCGGUGGGAUACGCGAGGUCCUAGGGAUCCGAGGCAGGUCCGCUGGUGUGGUCCUAUUCCGACGGCCCGAAUCCUUACCCAGAUAUCAACCUCCCAACGAUAUCAUUGGGCUAAACUUCGCCUCCCCCCCCCAAACCAACACUCUCUGAUUGGAAAUUAGUAAACCAUUAUCACGACGGUGGGCGAUUGACCGUGGUCGACUUCCCGAACAGACCGAGUGACUCCCAUUUCUACAUUGGUCGUGAAUACCUACAAACUGUCUACCUAUAGCUUUGGCUUCGCUUACUCACAAACUAUACUUACAUCUACUGGUGCCAGUUUCUUCUUGAGACACCCCUUCCCACAUAAUCCAC